Molecule: messenger RNA, 5074 nt
Organism: Leptonychotes weddellii (Weddell seal)
Lineage: Eukaryota; Metazoa; Chordata; Mammalia; Carnivora; Phocidae
Source: RefSeq, a predicted model, not a curated record
UCCCCGCCAUGGGGCGCCGGGCGCUCCUUCUGCUCCUGCCGCGGGUGCUGGCCGCGCUCGGCGGCAUCGCGGGCUCCGGGACCGAUGAAGUAAGGUGUAACAUGACGAGGCAAGCUGCGUGUGGGGAAAGGUGCAUUCCUGUGACCUGGCUCUGCAAUGGACGGCAAGAGUGCCCUGAUGGGACUGAUGAGCAGUGUGAGGAAGUGUGUCGUGGACACCCACAGGCCUGGCAGUGUGAUGACGGGAAGUGUAUUUCUGUUAGCUGGCUCUGUGAUGGCGCAGGGGACUGCCCGGACGGCUCUGAUGAGGUUAACUGUGAGGUCUCCAUCGCAUGCCCUGGCCAGAAAGUCCAGUGUCCGGGACAUUCUCAGUGUCGCGAGGCUUGGGAACUCUGUGACGUCCAUGGGGACUGUGGAGAUGGGCUCGAUGAAGCACGCUGCUCCCCGAACCGCUGUCUGGCGGGCCAGUGGCAGUGCAGGAACCAGGUGUGUGUUGCGGAUAGCUGGAGGUGCGACGGGGUCAAUGACUGCGGGGACUCCUCGGACGAGGACGCCUGUGCCUCCUGUCCAGAAGGCACGGUUAGAUGUGAUGAAGGGAAAUGCAUCCUGGAAUCCCUGAUGUGUGAUGGGAAGGCAGACUGCGCAGAUGGUGCUGAUGAACCCACUACAUGUGGGAAGAACUGCUCCCUGGCCAAUGGGGGCUGUGAGAAGCAUUGCAGUGAUACCACCUGGGGAGUCCAGUGUUCGUGUGGAGCUGGGUGGCAGUUACAGCUGGACGGGCAGAGCUGUGCAGAUAUAGAUGAGUGCUCCAAGGCCUACGGUCCCUGUGGCCAGCUAUGCCGUAAUGUCCCAGGCUCUUACUCCUGUGCGUGUGUUCAAGGUCACCAGCUCUACAAUAGUACCAGUUGUCGAGUUACAGAUGAUGCUGUUAAAAUUCUUAUAGCGGCAGACAGAGAACUUGGUGUCCUGGAUCGAAGAACAGGCAUCUAUGAGACCCUGAUACCUAUAAAAUCGAGGCCUGCUUCUGUUGCUUAUGAUCUUGAGAGAAGCACGUACUUUUGGGUGGAUGAAGUCUUACAUGUGUUCGUCCUUGGGCAGCCAAACUCGGUUCCUCUCUAUCCAGAACUUAAAACCGUGGACAGUAUCUCUUUGGACUGGCUCACGGGGCAGUUGUACUGGGCUAGCAGCUUCGCGAGGGUCAUCGGUGCUGGCUUGAGUGAUGGCAGAGGCUACGUCAAGAUCUUGGAAAAGGAUCUGGUGCCAGAGCAGCUAAUCGUGUUUCCCACGAAGAAGUCCUUGUUUUGGGUAAAUCGUGGUAAGAAAGGCACGAGAACUAUCGAAGCUGCAGGGAUGGACGGCUCGGAUCGGAAGGUGCUCGCAGCUGUCCACAUGGAGGAGCCUGUGGGACUGACGCUUGACUACGUGGCCGGCCGGCUCUACUGGAUCAGUGAAUAUAAAGAGUCCAUAGAGACAGUAAACGUGGAUGGCAGUGGGAGGCACACCUUUCCUGAGAUCUUCUUGGAAGAUGACGACCCAAUAGGACUAGCUGUAUUUGAGAACUCUUUCUUCUGGGCAAAUAAAAUACGGCUGUUUCACACUUCGCCCCACACCCCAAAGGAGAGAGUGGUAUUGCUCAAUGCUUCCAUAUCUGCUUUCUCGGUCCUCCACAAAUCCCAACAGCCCAAGGGCAGAUACCCAGCAUGCGCUCCGGGCUCGUGCAGCCACCUCUGUCUCCUGUCCCCCGUCCAUCCCAAGGGCUAUCAGUGUGUUUGUCCAGAGGGAAUGUUCCUUUUACCUUCUGGGAUAUGUAGUGAGUUAAAGCUAGUGUUUUCUUCUGGCAAACGUCUCUACUUACUGAAAGUUGGUUUUAUGGGAACUGCUAUAGAGAGAACCCUAGUUCAAGAGCAUCCUAGGAACAUCUAUUUACUGGAUAUUGACUGGAAAAGAAACCUCAUCUACUGGACAAAUGCCCAGGGACAGCUAUUCUGCUCAACUGGCUAUUCAGGAGAAAAGCGAGAGAUUUGGACAGAGCAUACAGUCUGCUCAGCAAAUGUGGACAUACCCACGGGGAACUUGUACUGGGUGCCCUGUGACCGAAGUGCUAUCCAGAAGACUAGGAUCCCUGGCCCAGACACCUGGACCCUCUACAGAACAGGCAGCAUUAUACUGCCUCUUCUUCUCGAUUGGCCAAAGAGAGUGCUCUACUGGGUAGAAAGUGGGAAACACUUGCAAAGUAUGACUCUCGAUGGCAAAACCAGACAGCAAGUCUGGACAGGCACCUGGACGGCGGACACCCACAUGGCCUUAGACCUUGGCUCGUCUAGCAUCCUCUGGACGACCAAAGGGUCAGGGUUGCAGAGUCUGAGUCUCCUAAAAAACAGAACAUACACUUUGAACAAAACCUGGAGUGACGGAAUUAUAGCGGCUCACGAGCCCUACCUGGUGACCGUGCACAGAGGAGCCCUUCUGCUGUGGGACAGGAGGACGCCGGAGCCCUUCGCGGUGUCGAAAGAGCCGUACGUGAGGAAGAUGAUCAUCCUGGCAGAGAAUCAGCAGGUUUCAGAUCCUGAGCUUGAAGAGGCGGCUGCAGGCGGUCCUCCCCCCGCACUUCCUGUAGCACUCCCGCUGCUUUGCACCCCAUCCUCUGUCCCCUGUCGGAACGGGGACGGAUGUGUUUCUCAGGAGUACCUCUGCGAUGGCAAGCCGGACUGUCAGGAUGGCUCGGACGAAGGAGACUGUUUCCGGUUCUGCAACAGACCAGGGGUCUUCCAGUGUCUGAACAGAAACCAGUGCAUCGAGGAGAAAUACCACUGCGAUGGGGCUCAGCAGUGCUCGGAUGGGUCUGAUGAGCUGGGCUGCUGGAAGCCCACUGAAGAUUGUUCUUUACGUUGUGACAACAAGACCCGCUGUAUCCCCAAGAGCUGGCUGUGUGAUGGCAAUGCAGACUGUUCUGACAAGAGAGAUGAGCAAGGAUGCGUUCAUGCAGAAUGCAGCGCCCCGGAAUUUCGAUGCGAGAACGGCCAGUGCAUCUCAAACUCUCUGCGCUGCGACGGGAACCGAGACUGUGUGGACCACUCCGACGAGGACGGCUGUCCUGGGGCCUUGCCGCUGCAGUGCCCGUUGGGGGAGGUGAAGUGCCGGGGGAGUGGAGAGUGCGUGCCCGCUGCAUGGCUCUGUGACCGGGACUUCGACUGUGAAGAUGGGACCGAUGAGCAGGACUGUGACCCGGGGGAGCUUCGCUGUGGCCCCAGGCAGUGGUCCUGUGCUGGCGGAGACCAGUGCGUGCCUGGCAUGUGGCGCUGUGACGGGCAGAGAGACUGUGAGGACGGCAGCGACGAGGCUGGGUGCCCCCCCGCGAAGUGCCAGAGCUCUGAGUUCCAGUGCCGCUCCCACGGCUGCCUUGCCCUCCGCCUGGUGUGUGACGGGAAGGAGGACUGUGCCGACGGCUCCGAUGAAGGUGGAACGUGCUCGCUGUCAGAAUGCCACCGAGCGCGGUGUCCCCACGCCUGCUACCAGUCCCCGCACGGGCCUGUAUGUGCUUGUGAGCAAGGCUUCGAGCUGGGGAGCAGUGGCCAGGUCUGCAAAGAUGUGGACGAGUGCGAGAAGCCGGGUAGUCAGCCUUGCAGUCAGACCUGUGUCAAUACCCAGGGCUCCUACAGCUGCACCUGUCACCCUGGCUACUCGCUGGAGCCCGAUGGCCACACCUGUAAAGCAACAGGUACUGAACCAAUCUUGCUGGUGGCGCUUCAGUUCAACCUCCUCCUCUAUGGCUUGAGGAGCUUGAAGGAAGACAUUCUGGCAACUGUAGACAAGAACGUGAUGAUUUUCUCUAUUGACUAUGACUUAGUGGGGCAGAAAGUCUUCUGGACUGAUCUCGAUGCAGAAAGCAUUAAGUGGAUAAGUAUGGACACAAAGAAGAAAGGGACCGUGGUGAAGGGGAUAAAGUCAGACUGUAUAGCGGUCGACUGGAUUGGGAGGAACCUCUACUGGGUGGAUGGGACAGCUGGCCAGAUUUUGGCAGUUCAGCUGACCGCUGUGUGGAGAGGAAAAUCCGAGCACACGAUUGUCCUAGAUGAUGACUUGACUCAACCGCGGUCUUUGGCUUUAGAUCCCCUAAAUGGAGUUCUUGUUCUUCUGAAAUCCUUUUUAACUGACAACUAUGUGUAUAUAUCCACACUCAUACCUGUUUCUGUAGGUACCUAUCCAGAUAAAACCCAUUCAACACCAACAUCUAAAAAUGCAGAGGCUGGAAAAAGGUCGACUCCAAAAGCUGCCCUACCUCUCCAAGCUACCAAGUCCACCAAGGCUAGAUAUCCGGGUCCAGAAGGGAUGAGUUAUCCUGUCAGAAAAACAUUAAUCCCUCCAAUUCCUGCUGGAGAAAGCAAGACCCCAGAAACCAAGGAAAAAGGCGAGCUUGUGCAGCCCAAGGACUCACAGAGGGCAAAACAUCUGCCCUGUAGCACGGAUUUCUGUAAUGGGAGGGGAAUCUGCACAAUGGUAGGCGAGCUGAGGAAGUGCCGCUGUCCGAUGGAAUAUGGCGGGGAGUUCUGUGAAGAGCCAGCUCGUGGACCUGCCCCUGGCUACAUCGCCCUCAGCUUAACCAUUGUCUUACCAGUUGUGCUAGUCGCUCUGGGAGCAUUUGUCUGUUUCAGAAGGGAACACAAAUUAAAAAGAAAUAGUGCAGCAGCAUCAAAAAAUUCGACCCGCCAUAAAGAAAAUGGCCAAGAAGAGGAGAAUCUAAUGAAUAGUGAGACUUUUGUCAACGAAGCCUAUGAUGAGCAGAUCUCUUUCAGCUUCGAGUAUGAAAAGCCCGUCACUCCGUAAGAGGAUCCUCAUCCCUCUGGGGAGGAAAACUAAAUUCUACAGACAAAACCAAACCCAACCUGACCUAAUCGUCCAAGAAGUCUAGCUUAGCCACAAGAAAGGAAGAUCACCCUCCAAACCAGUUACAGGAACGCGUCCCGGGUUCGGACUCCGCGUCAGGUGUUUUCCAGCCGCAAGGGAACAGGCAAGUUCAAGGUUGGACACGGUAGGGCGAGUCCUUGGUCCGGGCAUCACCGGCCCAGAGCAGGCCU